Akanthomyces muscarius is the source of this 1950-nucleotide messenger RNA. RefSeq lists its product as uncharacterized. The transcript has 2 exons. The record is from RefSeq and is a predicted model, not a curated record. Lineage: Eukaryota; Fungi; Ascomycota; Sordariomycetes; Hypocreales; Cordycipitaceae. Gene Ontology annotation, molecular function: ATP hydrolysis activity; ATP binding. Bases 1 to 1950 code for a protein of 649 amino acids.
AUGACAACGCACAUCGCCGACAGUGAGCACAUCGAGGUCGCUUCCAACAACGGCGUCGACACACCAGUCACCGACGGGUCCCAAAAGUCCGAGGACGAUGCCAGCACGGCCGAGAAGAUCAUUAUUGGCAUGGUGGCUGACACCAAGGACGUAUUUGCCAAGUUCGAUGCCGACGGAAACCGAUCCUGGUCGGACAAACCACCGACCGACCUCGAAGAAGCGCCUGAGAAUGAGACGACGCAAAAAUACGCAAUUAUAGUCCGCAAGAAGAAGCCCAAGCGAGCUAGUUCAACCAAACCUCUCGAGAUUGACAGCCUCAUCAUCCAAUCACCACUGUUGAAGAACGCGUUGGGGGAUAUCCUGCAAGGUUAUCCUGGAAUCACCACCGAUGUCACGCGCCUCAAGUUCUACGCGCCAUUCGAGUGCUUUGUCCAUCGUUGGGAAGAGUUGGAAGAAGCUAUUGUUGACGAGGACCGCGACGCCACUACCCGUGAACACUUGCAACUGCUCCACAAGAUUCUCACCGACGACCUUGGUGCUACUAUUCAGCUGAGGAAGGACUACUUUAAAAAUAAGGCUACCGACUUUGAGCAUUCCUGGUUUCUAUUCACGCCCGGGUGCACUAUCCUGACGCAGCUACAUGGCCAGACGAUUGCUGCUCGAUUCAAUAGCGGGAGCUACGUCGAAACCCAGUGCGGUCCAAUCUACUCUAUCAAUUGUUCCUAUGUUGACUGGGACGGCGUGCGAGUUGGGUGGGUUGAAAAAACAGCUGCCAUUUCGCAGUUCGCCGGCACAAAGCCCUUUUCUAAACUCAGCUGCUACCCGCUGGAAUAUCACCCUCAACGCGCAGUCAUUGAGGAAGACUUGCGUCGUCGCGGUCGCCGCUGGGAAGCUUUGCGAGGGUUUCGCUAUAAAGCUUACGAUGGCAUUGCUUUGUACUCCCCGGAUCAAAAGACACUCAGCCGCGAGAGAACCAGUUGCCGCAUCGUCCUGGAUGGCGCGCGAUGGGAGGACGCGAACCCAAACCAUCUGAUAUACCUUGAGACAAUUCACGAGGUGGAUCAAAGCCAGGCCGACUACGAAAUGCCCCCGCUCAAUAACUACCACGUCUUGUUGACUUCGCCAAUGGUGAGAGGCUAUGCAUUGAAGAAUAAACGCUGGAUGCAGUUCUUCGUCGACGGCGUGCACGAGAUUGAGUUUCACGAGGGCGCCUUUAAAUCUCUCGUGCUUUCGGAAGAGCGGAAGAAAUUGAUUCUCGCGUUCGCUGAAAGCCAAGUCAAGCACCGGGACUCCUUUGACGACGUUGUAAAGGGCAAAGGCCGGGGAAUCAUCAUGCUGCUUUCUGGUGGCCCGGGCAUUGGCAAGACGCUUACGGCUGAAGUCGUCGCCGAGCAGAUGCGCGUGCCUUUGUACACAAUGAGCGCUGGAGAUCUCGGAAGCUCGUCCGACGAUGUCGAUGAAAACUUGAGCAAACUGAUGAGCAUGGUCAGUAAUUGGAACGCCGUGCUGCUGCUUGACGAGUGCGACGUCUUUCUGGAGGAGCGGACCGCUGCGGACCUGGAGCGAAAUCGCAUCGUGUCCAUUUUCCUCCGGACGCUGGAGUACUAUGAAGGUAUUUUGUUCCUCACGACGAAUCGCAUUGCCAAUAUGGACGCCGCUUUCCAAAGCCGCAUUCAUCUAACUUUGGAAUAUCCGAAUCUUGACGCUAUGGCUCGCCACUCCAUUUGGACAACCUUCUUGGAUCGCGCGACUGGCGAUGACGGGAGUGGCAAGGGAGAUAUCGACGAGAACGCCCUAUCUACACUGAGCGCAAUUGAUCUGAAUGGCCGGCAAAUCAAAAACAUCAUGAAGAUGUCACAGCUGCUUGCUAUGCAGACCGGCUCUAGUCUCUCAUUUGAACAUGUAAAGACUGUCCUGCGGAUACAAGGCCAUGCGGUCCACGGGAACUAG